AUGUUCGGGGCGACCGCUGAUGAUGUGAGCAAGGUGGGUUCGGGAGGGGGGGGGGGCUCACCAAGAACUGGAUUGCAAACGGGGCAGUGGAGUCCAGACUUUCGAAGCGGAAAGACACUUGUGAAACAUCUUGUUUGCUUGUGUAAAGGAAAGAAGCAACAUCGACUGCAGAGAAGCGGGGACAUUUGUUGUGCGGGAAACAACGAGCAGCUAUCUACCCACCAGUUGGUAUCACCAAAAAAAUAUGACAAGACGUCAGAGACUUACAAACUAGGUGUGAGGCAGGACAUGGAAAAGGUUUACCAACGGAAGGUGAAUGCCACGAAGAGAAAAAACAAUCCAAGACAGUAUGAAAAAGCACAGUCUCAAAGGAACACACCCACUAUACCUAGGGGGUAUGAAGAGUAUGGGCUGUGCGCUUGUAAUGGAUUCAUAAUGGAUCACGACGGUAUUUGCGUAUUGCAUCAAGAGGAUCUGAUAGGGACAAUGCGAGUGGCAUCAGGUGGCUUGGCAGUCUCGGAGAUCUAG
This is a messenger RNA of Trypanosoma brucei brucei TREU927, 528 nucleotides long. RefSeq lists its product as hypothetical. Lineage: Eukaryota; Euglenozoa; Kinetoplastea; Trypanosomatida; Trypanosomatidae. The record is from RefSeq and is a predicted model, not a curated record. The transcript has a single exon. The coding region runs from base 1 to 528 and encodes 175 amino acids.